GCCGAACGAUUUCACCGUUUUUGAGUGUGUUAACAUAGCAGAAAUUUUUUAUUAAAAAAAGGAAAAAAAGAAAAAAAAAAGUUAGCUUGAUUCAUUAAAGGCUUCGCAUUUCGUUGAUUUUCGCAGUUCUUGUAUCGUUGUAGCAAAGUGUGGUGCUUGGUCAUUGAUGUUAGUAAAACAAGGAAUAAAUUCUGGGUUUGGUGCAAUUUAUAUGUUGGCUUCGUCUCCUGUGUUGAGAAGGCAACAGUUUUUGAUAAGGUCUCUUGGAGAUUACAGCGAUCAGAACACUAACACCCAUCAGAAAGGAAUGCAAGGAACAAAAUUCACCAGUGGAGCCUCUUUGGAGGCUGAUGCUGAGAACGUUCUGAGAGCAAUCACUCCGACCCUUGAUCCCAAUAGACACAAGGGUCAGGCUGGAAAGAUAGCUGUUAUCGGCGGGGGUCGUGAGUACACUGGUGCUCCAUAUUUUGCAGCUAUCUCAGCAUUAAAAAUUGGUGCAGAUCUAUCCCAUGUUUUUUGCACGAAAGAUGCAGCUUCAGUCAUAAAAAGCUACAGCCCUGAGUUGAUUGUACACCCAGUUUUAGAAGAAUCAUACAGUGUUAGGGAUGAUGAAAAAGGUGUCAUCUCAGGAAAGGUUCUUGCUGAAGUUGAUAAAUGGUUGGAAAGAUUUGAUUGUCUUGUCAUUGGUCCAGGCCUUGGAAGGGACCCAUUUCUUCUGGACUGUGUGAGUAAAAUCAUAAAGCUUGCAAGGCAGUCCAAUGUCCCAAUUGUCAUAGAUGGGGAUGGACUCUUUCUUGUUACAAACUCUCUUGAUCUCAUAAGUGGAUAUCCCUUGGCUGUGCUGACCCCAAAUGUAAAUGAAUACAAGCGCCUUGUACAGAAAGUUUUGAGUUGUGAAGUAAAUGAUGAAGAAGCUCAUGAGCAACUACUAUCUCUUGCAAAAAGGUAAACAGACUUUUUGUAUUGUGUUGGUGGGUUGACAACUGCUUAAUCUUAUACUUACAUCACAGGAUAAAAUAUUAAGAACUUAUUUUGUUCAGAAGUUAAUAAGGAUGUUUUACAAAUACGUACUUGUCAUAAUCUGUAUGUAUC
Molecule: messenger RNA, 1092 nt
Organism: Prunus avium (sweet cherry)
Lineage: Eukaryota; Viridiplantae; Streptophyta; Magnoliopsida; Rosales; Rosaceae
Source: RefSeq, a predicted model, not a curated record